UGUCCCUGCGCGAGAGUCUCCUCACCACCACUCUGCUGCAUCCACCGUUAAAGGACAAACCAGGCGGUCAAACAACAGCGAAUAUUCAACGAAAUACCGCAGAAAUAUGCUUUAUAAACAGUAACCCGUUCAACGAAAGUAACCGCAGUAUUUUAACCGUUAGAAGCAGCAGCUUUCCACCAGUGGACCUUCCAGCCCAGUGACUGUCCACCAUGUUGUCCAGGUUGAGGACAACGUGGUCCCUGAGGCCGUGUGUCUCUGUGUGCAGAUGGGCACACACCAAAGAGAAGGGAAAGCCCCUCAUGCUCAACCCUCGAACCAACAAAGGCAUGGCCUUCACUCUAGAGGAGAGACAGAUUUUGGGGAUACAUGGUUUGUUGCCUCCCAAAGUGGAGACUCAGGACAUUCAGGCCAUGCGCUUUCGGAAUAAUCUCAAGAAGAUGACUGAUCCCCUACAGAAGUACAUCUACUUAAUGGGCAUCCAGGAAAGAAAUGAAAGGCUUUUCUACAGGUUGUUGAUGGACGACAUUGAGGAAUUGAUGCCAAUUGUCUACACUCCCACCGUAGGCCUGGCUUGCACACAUUAUGGACACAUCUUUAGAAGACCCAAGGGCUUGUUCAUCUCCAUUCGGGACAAAGGACAUAUCCGAUCCAUCCUGGACAACUGGCCAGAGACCAAUGUUGCAGCAGUAGUAGUAACUGAUGGAGAGCGUAUUUUAGGCUUAGGGGACCUGGGUGUUUAUGGAAUGGGCAUCCCUGUUGGAAAACUUUGCCUGUACACUGCCUGUGCCGGCAUCAGACCUGAGAGAUGUUUGCCUGUGGCGAUAGAUGUUGGCACAAACAAUGAGACUCUCCUCAGGGAUCCUAUGUACAUGGGCCUGUACCAGAAACGAGAUUGCUCUCAAGCCUACGAUGAUCUGAUUGAUGAGUUCAUGGAAGCUGUGGUGGACAAAUAUGGACAGGACACACUGAUCCAGUUUGAGGACUUUGGGAACCACAAUGCCUUCCGCUUCCUCAGAAAGUACAGGGAGAAGUACUGCACCUUCAACGAUGAUAUCCAAGGCACUGCGUCUGUCGCCCUUGCUGGUCUGUUGGCAGCUCAGAGAGCCAUUGGCAAACCCAUCACUGAACACCGGGUGCUUUUCCUAGGAGCUGGAGAAGCUGCCCUCGGUAUUGCCAAUCUGAUUGUCAUGGCGAUGAUGGAGAGUGGGAUGACCCAAACUGAGGCCAGGAAUAAGAUCUGGAUGUAUGAUAAACAUGGCUUAUUAGUAAAGGACAGACCGCAGGAAACAGAUGUUAACCAGGAGGCAUUUGUCCAUGACAGUCCAGGGACUGUAGAGAGUUUUCUAGAUGCUGUCAACACCAUCAAACCCACAGCUAUCAUUGGUGUGUCAGGAGCUGGACGUCUGUUCACCCAUGAUGUCAUCAAGGCCAUGGGAACCCUGAACGAACGACCAAUCAUCUUUGCCCUGAGUAACCCAACCACUAAAGCAGAGUGUACCGCCGAGGACGCCUACACGCUCACCAAUGGUAGAUGUCUGUUUGCCAGUGGCAGCCCGUUCGGUCCAGUGACUCUGAGUGAUGGCCGCGUCAUCACUCCUGGACAAGGGAACAACGCUUACAUCUUUCCAGGUGUGGCCUUGGCUGUGAUCCUGAGUGGAGUAAGACACAUCAGUGACACAGUGUUCUUAGAGGCUGCGAAGACGCUUGCAGAGCAGCUAACAGAUAAAGAGUUGGAAGACGGCAGACUCUAUCCUCCUCUCUCCAACAUCAGAGAGGUCUCUGUCCAGAUGGCUGUCAAGGUGGUGGAGUUUGUCUAUGCUAAAGGCAUGGCGUUCCGCUACCCUGAGCCUGUGGACAAGGACAGCUUUGUACGUGCUACUGUGUGGGACACCAGCUACGACUCCUUCAUGCCAGACACCUACGACUGGCCGGGUGUCAGCUUCAGCCCCAAGACUAACUAGAAGUAGACCAGACCCUCACUGUGCCCUUUGUUUUCCACUUAACUCACAGAUCACAGAUCUUUUGAGAUGAUCAUGAGUACCUUAGUACUUAUGAAAAAGGCAGUAGAAGAUCCUUACUGCUGCAGUGUUACUGUACUAAACCAGUCAUAUUAGAUUUGUGAAAAACUAGAGCAGAAAUGGCUGUUUUCACUUCACAUCCCAGUUCUUUGUCGCCUCUGCGUCACAAGUAAACCAACACAGCAACUAUAGGGCCACCUGGUGGGAGGAAAAGGCAGUGUGGAAAUCUGGUUUCAUUGUUGAAACCUUGACGUACAUUUUAAUCAUCUGUUUUAAAAAGAAAACUAACUAAUAUUCAAUACAGUACUCUGAUAUAAUUAUACAGUCAGUUACCACAAGAGCUUGUAUGUGAUUGUCAUGUACGCUCUCAAGCAUAAACCAAAACACCAAAUUUGCAUCAGACAAUUUGAACACUAGAUAAAUUUGAUUAUAUUUAUAGUGAACAAAACACUGUACACCGUGCCUCUGCUUAAGUUUUAAGAUACUGUACUAGAAAUGACUCCAUGAUUUAAUCCGGUAAUAAGUUAUCCUUUUUGUAAGAAAAUGCGGAAUAUUAUUAUAUUUUUUCACCUAUUUUAAAAGGUAUCACUCCAUAUUUAAUGUAACAUAUGUUUGUUGUAUACACUCCUGAUGCAGAGGAUAGUCUUUGUUUAGCACUUACCACGAUUAUGUCGAAGUGAUUGCGAACUUAAUGCAUGGUUAUUAACUUGAAGUAUGGACAUUGCCUUUUUCACAUUAGGUGGGCCUCUGGUGGCUUCUUUCAUCAAACCAAUGCCCGAUGUAAGACAAAUAGGUAAAGCGUCCCUUUUAACCUGUGCUUAUAUCAGGCUACAUUGGUUACAGAUCUAGUGGAGCAGAGGGUUAAAGUACUCAGCCUUUGUGUACAAACUUGAAGAGAAAGACAGGAAACAAUGUUACUUCAGGGGAGAAAUGGAGGGAAAAUAUAAAGAGAGACCUCAGAAAAAUGAAGAGAUUUUAUGAAGGGAAAUUGAAUGGAAAUUAUAUUUAAAAACAUGAGAAAUGAACGUCCACUCCAACAUUUUAUUUGUUGAAAUGCUUUUGUCACAUUGUAUUUAUUUCUCUAGUUAUUUUAUUAUCUGGGGGUGUAUUUAGAUGUUUAGCCCUUGUGUGUCAUUGAUGACAGGCUUUUUGACAAACCUGUCAUCAACACUUCCUAAGUGAGAUGGGGAAAGAAAAAUCCAUCCCUAAAAAUGUACCCCUUUGCUUAACUGUGAAACAAAUUCUAAAAUGUAACCUAAGUAUUUAAGAGAGCGCAGUAUCAAAUUAUUAGAUAAACAUUAUUUUUUAUUCUAAUUAUUUUUUGUUUACUGUUCAUACAGUUUUGUGGAAACUGAGACUGUCUACUGAAAGAGUGUUUAUAAAGUUGUGUUAAGUAAAUCCAUGUAUGUUUCGGCAGGUUGAUGUGUGGGUUUCACUCCUUGAGACAGACUUACAAGCUACAUUUUUAGUCAUGGUUCUGGUCCAAUGUGAUCAUUGAUAAAAACACCAAAACAGUUACAUUAGCUCAGAUUAACACAAAAAAGAGAUGAAAAAUGGGCAAGUUUAUAUGUGUAGUACCUGGCAAAAAUGGCAAAAAGUUGUUUAAAAUCAAAGCUUUAGAUUUUUCUGAGAGUCAGAGUAGAUGUCAACUUUUAUUCAGAAUCAUAUUAUUGGUAUAGUAAAAUUGCGAUAAAAUAGUUCUGCUGGAAAGGUGGCAUAUAUCUUGAAACUGACAUUUUGCCCAAACGACCCUUACUGUCAAACUUCAGUUGUUCCCGACCUUUUCCUUAAAGGGCCCCCUUUCUAUCGUGAAGUAAACUGAUGACCCCUGACUAAGUGAGAUAUCUUAUGAACAUUACAUAUUAUGUUCAGUGCAUAACAAUAUCAGCACCGAACAACUGAUAAACUGUACAGUUAAUACAAAAAGUGGGUGAUUUUUAUGAGCUUUGAGCACAUUUCCUGUGACCACUGAACCAGAAAUGGUUUCUCUGAAAUUUUCAACAAUUAUGCAUACUUCAUUGGCUUCUUUUCAGACAAAUACAGUGUUAUCGUCUCCCUGAAGCUUGUCCAUUGUUGUGUAGCUCUUAGGUUGUUGUAACUGCGUACGUUUUGAAUGCCAGAGUUAAAGCUCUGUGAGCAUAACUUGUAUUCAGGUCUUCACUUUGCCCUUAUACU
Molecule: messenger RNA, 4196 nt
Organism: Plectropomus leopardus (leopard coralgrouper)
Lineage: Eukaryota; Metazoa; Chordata; Actinopteri; Perciformes; Serranidae
Gene: me2
Product: malic enzyme 2, NAD(+)-dependent, mitochondrial
Biological process (GO): malate metabolic process; pyruvate metabolic process
Cellular component (GO): mitochondrion
Molecular function (GO): malate dehydrogenase (decarboxylating) (NADP+) activity; NAD binding
Source: RefSeq, a predicted model, not a curated record